Molecule: messenger RNA, 1067 nt
Organism: Mercurialis annua (annual mercury)
Lineage: Eukaryota; Viridiplantae; Streptophyta; Magnoliopsida; Malpighiales; Euphorbiaceae
Product: alpha carbonic anhydrase 7-like
Exons: 7
Coding region: 99-923 (274 amino acids)
Molecular function (GO): carbonate dehydratase activity; zinc ion binding
Source: RefSeq, a predicted model, not a curated record
UUCCAUCUUCACAUUUAUACUAUUAUAACCUAAAGCUCUUUCUAAAGCUCUAAUCAAACCCUAAAAAAAUAUACAUUGGUUUAAAAAAAUUAAUCAAGAUGGGAAAAUUUGCAAUCCAAGUCUUGUUUUUCACCUUCUUCUUUGCAUUUCUCUUGCUUAUCCUCCCAACAACAUCACAAGAAGUCGAAAAUGAGAGAGAAUUUGAUUACGAGAGAAAUGGCGAAAAGGGACCUGCUCAAUGGGGAAAGAUGCAUAAAGAAUGGAGUGUAUGUAGCAAUGGCACAAUGCAAUCUCCAGUUGAUUUGCUAGAUCAAAGAGUUGAAGUUGUUUCUCAUUUGGGAAGACUUAGUAGAAGUUAUAAUCCUGCUAAUGCCACUCUCAAGAAUAGAGGCCAUGAUAUUAUGUUAGAAUGGGAAAGUGGAGCAGGAACAAUUGAAAUAAAUGGAACAGAAUAUAUUCUUAAACAAUGUCAUUGGCAUUCUCUUUCUGAGCACACCAUUGAUGGAAGAAGGUUUGCUCUAGAGCUGCAUAUGGUUCAUGAAAGCCUUGAUGGAAAAGUUGCUGUGGUUGGGAUUAUGUACAUCAUUGGAAGACCAGACUCUUUCUUAUCAUCUCUAACAGAACAUUUAAAAUCAAUUAGUGGAACUUAUGAAGAAGUAAGAUCUGUGGGAAUAGUAAAUCCAAAGGACAUAAAGAUAGGAAGUCGAAAAUAUUACAGAUACAUUGGAUCUCUUACAGUUCCUCCUUGUACUGAGAAUGUUCUUUGGACUAUGAUUAAAAAGGUCAGGACCGUUACUAGAGAACAAGUGAGGCUGCUUCGAGUAGCUGUUCAUGAUGAAUCUGAUACAAAUGCAAGACCAGUACAGCAAAUGAAUGGACGCUCGAUGCAUCUUUACAGACCAGAAGUCGAUAGUGAUGAUUAAAUUAUUAUUAUUUUUUUUGUUAAGUCGAUGAAUAAUUAUUUCAUUUACAUUGAUGAGUUAGAUAGGCUAGAAAUAAAAUCAUCUGAGUAAAGAUCAUCAUAGAUGGCUGUCCCUGUUGCUAUUAAUUAUAAAUUUCCUUCAUUA